UCGGAUGAGGCUGGUCGCCAUCUUUACUCCAUCCCAGCACAUCGCUGCCGGUGGGGCGGAACACCACUCAUCGACCCAGUUGAUUUCUAGGAACCGCCGACAGACCUGGCUCAGCACCGUGUUUCACUGAAGAUUAGUCACCUUUACUAGCACGCUACUCUACCUGCACCCGGACACACAAUGGGAGAGCGAGAAGACCUAGUUUAUCAGGCAAAACUUGCCGAGCAGGCAGAGAGAUAUGACGAGAUGGUGGUGUCUAUGAAGAACGUGGCAGGCAUGGACGUGGAGCUCACAGUGGAGGAGAGGAACCUACUAUCAGUGGCCUACAAGAAUGUGAUCGGCGCUCGGAGAGCAUCCUGGAGGAUAAUCAGCAGUAUCGAACAGAGGGAAGAGAACAAGGGCGGAGAAGAGAAACUGAAGAUGAUCCGGGAAUAUAGGCAAACGGUGGAGAAGGAGCUGAAGCAAAUCUGUGGUGACAUUUUGGAUGCACUGGAAAGGCACUUACUCCCCUCUGCUGUCAUGGGAGAGUCGAAGGUCUUCUACAACAAAAUGAAAGGUGACUACCACAGGUACCUGGCAGAGUUUGCCACCGGCAACAACAGAAAGGAGGCAGCAGAGAACAGCCUGGUGGCCUACAAAACUGCCACCGACCUCGCCAUGUUGGAGCUGCCACCAACGCAUCCCAUCCGCCUCGGCCUUGCCCUCAACUUCUCCGUCUUCUACUAUGAGAUCCUAAACUCUCCUGAUCGCGCUUGCAGGUUGGCAAAGGCUGCAUUUGAUGACGCCAUCACAGAACUGGACACACUGAAUGAAGACAGCUACAAGGACUCCACACUUAUCAUGCAGUUGUUACGUGACAACCUGACACUAUGGACUUCAGAUAUGCAGGGAGAGGAGUCCUAAAGGAAACAAAGCUGACUGUUCAUUUCCCAUGUUAACUGUACUUUGUGAAGAACAAAAAGAGCAGCAACUGCAAGACGUGGAUGAUGAGGCCCAGUGAGACAAUGCCACCAACAGCCAACAACUUGAGACCCUCCCCUCACCUCCUCACACUCCUCCUCCCUCCACCUGCGGUCUCCUCCUCUUCCCUCCCCUCCCCCACCCUCCAACUCUUCGCCCCGCUCUGCGAGUUCCCCUCCUCUUCCUCCUCUCCCCUCCGUUUCCUUUCUUCCACCUCUGCAGCUCCGUGAUCCAGCAGGGCCAAGGAGUUAACAAGUUUAUUUUUCUCUUCUUUUUUAUUUUUAUAUUAGUCCUUACAUCAUUCAAGUAAAUAGCACUUAAUUGAGACAGGAAAUACAAUGUUAGAAAGACAAAGAUAAAGAGCGUACCUGGGUUGUUUCUUUUUCUGUCGUCCCGGUACAAGCAGUUCUGAAACAUUAUCUUUGGUUUCAUUAUUGUAUUUUUGUUUGGUUUUUUGCUUUUUUUUCCUCAAUAUUUUUAUCAGUUGCUGGAUGUAUUGAGAAUUUUUUUUCUUAAUGUAAUUACAGAAAUUAACUUUUAUUACUGAAAAUGUUGACUAUUAGUUAUGGGAGCUAUUUUAUCUCUGUUUUAGUGAAAUGUCAUGCGAAUCAUUUUAUCUGGGCAAAAAAACUACAAGUGCCCUUUUUGUUAACUUAGGUUUUCAGAGGAAGUUGGCAAAAUUCGCGAUAUCCACGUGGGGCAAAGACGUGCUUAACUUUUACACCAUAGUGAUUCUGUUACCAUGUUUUUGUAGUUGUCCUUGGACUGUACUUUGUGCUGAAAUACUGUAUCUGUGCACACAUGCUGAAGGUUGACUUAUUGCUCGCCAGUGGUUUUGGGAGAUGUCACACUUGUGUAAAAGACGAUUCGGCCCCGCUCCUCGACACAGAGCCCUAAAAUGAAGAUAGUCAGUGCUUGCAUGAGUUAACACUUUGUUUUCUGCUGCUUCUCCCCUACGUUUCACUAAAGCUCCUCUGGGUUUAGAGGUUUUCUUUCGUCGCCGUCUCCUUCGUUUCUCCUCUCGUUUUGCUUCAUUAUGUGUAACUCGGAGCUGAUUUGUACUACUGGAUAUCUGACUGGAGCCACAGACAGGGAAUCUGUAUUGUUCUUACUGAAACACAGCAUGGAAUUAACAUUAAACAAUCUAAAUUAAACCUUAAACAAAC
Molecule: messenger RNA, 2126 nt
Organism: Epinephelus lanceolatus (giant grouper)
Lineage: Eukaryota; Metazoa; Chordata; Actinopteri; Perciformes; Serranidae
Gene: ywhae1
Product: tyrosine 3-monooxygenase/tryptophan 5-monooxygenase activation protein, epsilon polypeptide 1
Source: RefSeq, a predicted model, not a curated record